GUGAGGUGAUAUCAGAGGAAGCAUGCCAAGAGAACCUGCCUAUAUUUUAUUCCGCUCUCAACCUUCACCAAACACUCACCGUGUUUCCAUUCAUCAUAUAAAUAUAUCUCCAACAAAACUGACAUCUCCACCAUUCAUCCAUAUGGAACCGUAUCCAAAUGGAACUGAGAAUGAUAACACGCCGAGGCAAUCUGCGAAGAGGUUGUUGGGUAAGGUUGCCGUGAUAACAGGAGGGGCGAGGGGGAUCGGAGAAGCGACGGCGAAGCUGUUCGCGGAGAACGGAGCGCACGUGGUGAUCGCGGACGUGCUGGACGAUCUGGGGGCGUCGUUGGCGAAGGCCAUCGAAGGAAGGUACAUGCACUGCGACGUGUCGAGGGAGGAAGAGGUGGAAUCGGCGAUAGAGGAGGCGAAGAGGUGGAAGGGGAGGGUGGACAUAAUGGUGAACAACGCCGGAGUGUCGGGGACGGAGGGAAGCAUAACGGGGCUGGACAUGGAGAUGGUGAAGCAGGUGGUGGCGGUGAACCUGAUGGGGACGGUGCACGGAAUAAAGCACGCGGCGAGAGCGAUGGCGGAGGGAGGCAGAGGAGGGUCGAUCAUAUGCACGUCGAGCUCGGCAGCGAUAAUGGGAGGGUUAGCGUCGCACGAGUACACGAUGUCGAAGGCGGGGAUGGCGGGGCUGGUGAGGAGCGCAGCAUGUGAGCUGGGGGUGAAGGGGAUAAGAGUGAACAGCGUGGUGCCACACGGGGUGGCGACGGAGAUGCUGGUGGUGGGGUACAGGAGGUUCGGUAAGGCGGACAUGACGGCGGAGGAGGUGAGGGAGGUGGUGGGGCAGAGGGGGAGUCUACUGAAAGGUAGAGGCGGGACCGUAGAGGACGUGGCACAUGCUUGCGUGUUUCUGGCCAGUGACGAAUCGGGGUUCGUGACGGCGCACGAUCUUGUUGUGGAUGGGGGUUACACCUCUGCUAAUAGCUCUCUCAAUUUCAUCUACUAUUAAAUUUCUAAAUCAAGACCCUAAGAAACUCAAGAGACUUCGGCGAGUUAAGUUAGGACGGUGCAAUUGCUCAUACAUGUAGACAACCAACUCGCC
Prosopis cineraria is the source of this 1087-nucleotide messenger RNA. Its product is annotated as short-chain dehydrogenase reductase ATA1. Bases 23 to 994 code for a protein of 323 amino acids. Gene Ontology annotation, molecular function: oxidoreductase activity. Lineage: Eukaryota; Viridiplantae; Streptophyta; Magnoliopsida; Fabales; Fabaceae. The record is from RefSeq and is a predicted model, not a curated record. The transcript has 2 exons.